Messenger RNA from Amoebophrya sp. A25, 8061 nucleotides. NCBI's taxonomy places the organism in Eukaryota, Dinophyceae, Syndiniales, Amoebophryaceae. The record is from the annotation of a GenBank genome assembly.
AUGUCCUCCUACGGCGAAGUGUUAAAACGAGAUGCCAACGCUCUGCAAGUGCUGCAGGAGUGCGGAUGGACGGUGCUCAUUUUCGUGAAGCCAUUUCAGGAACCAGGAGAAAGCUACGUAGACGUUCUGGAGAACAAGUGCGAGGAAUUCGAUCAUGCGCGAUACGUGUUGGAGCAAAUGACGGAUGAAGAGUUGAACCGCGACUAUCAGCAGGAAAGACACGGACAGAUGAAUCUUCUACAGUACUACUUCGAAGAGAAAUUUUUAAUUGGAUUUUUUUCAGAAUCAGAACUUCUAUAAUCACAUGUGAGAAUGUUUCUUUUUCUUAAAAAUCUUUGCUACCUCUUGAAUGGGUACACUACUACUACUACUACUACUUAGGUAAAAAAUUCGAUGAAUCAUGACACAAACAGCCACAAGACAUCUUUGGUUGGGCAGUAUCUUGUGACUGCAGAUUCCUGGUUUGUACUGUUUGACCAUGUUCGUAGAAGAAACACUUAAUUAUAAAACUUCUUCACUUCUAAUUGACGAGUAUGUUUAGGCAUCCACAGCUCUGCCUGUUUUCAAUCUCAGGUAUCUGAGGGAGAAACCAUGUGCCGUUCUAGCGAUUAUUGCGUCAUUGCCGCGGUUCACCCGACUGCUCGACCCUCACCCGGAGAGGCAUCAGAGUUGCCUCUCGGACGCUUGCAGAUUAGGACAGAAGUACUACUGGAAGCUACAUUUCUUGAAAGUGAUGCUUAUAAUGAUUCACGGGGGUGAGUAAGCAGAAUUGAUUCUUGAUUGUACCUAAAAGUAGUAGUUUGUGACCUUGUCUUGUUGUCCCGUGGGAAUCAUUAAUAAAGUAAACGAUUAAGAUACUUGAAAGGAAAUUAGCAGAGUCGAUACAACGUGGGCAUUACUCAUGCCCUUCACAUCUGUCAAUGGGGUUCUACUCGAACCCGAAUCGUCCCAGCCGAUGCGGCCUGGCCGUGGUGCAGCGGACCCUCAACCUUAACCUUAACCAUACUUGAAAGGAAAAAAACUGAUAUUCAAAAAUCCUGAUUCCCACAGGGACGCAGUGGAAGCUUUGUUUGGAAAUAAGCAUACACCAGACGAGCUGAUAUCAUGUCCAAACGAGCAUCGGGCGACCUAUUUGCACCAAGCAUGCUACAAUGGCCAUUUGAAUAUCGUGGAGUACGUGCUCACGCAUCCACGGUACUAGGACUAGAUAGAAGCGACGGACUAGUUAAGUAGUUAUUUUUAUGAUGUGGGACGAUAGAUACAGGAAAAGACUGUCUCAUUUUUUCUGAUUGAACCCUCGCCCUCCAGUAUUUGUUGGUAGCUACAACUGCAGAUGAAAAAGUAAUUAACUAUGCUGCUACAAGCCUCGCACUUACGCCAUCAAGAAUUCAAAAUUUCUUCCAGGUUCCCACAAGGACUCGACCUCUGGGUGAGAGGAAACACCCAUAAUGCCACUUGCAUGCAUCUUGCAUGCUGUCGGCCGCAAAUCGAAGUAGCAAAAUUUUUGGUAACCCACCCAAAAUGCCCCAAAGAACUCAUCAACUGGGGCAACAAGCAUAGUGCCACAUGCCUCCAUCUUGCAUGCGAGGAUGCACAUAUUCAGGUACUCUUGUUGUCCUCUUCCAUAGUACUGGAGAGCGGUACUUUGAAUUACUCGAACAACCAUUUCUCUACCUUUCAAGCUUCGCCACGAUAUCGCGAAAGCGUCUAGUUCUCAGACUCACGAAAGCAAACCAAUUCUAUUUCUGCAUUGUUUCAGGUUGUCGAGUUUUUGGUUUCCGCGCAAAAGUGUCGGGAAGAGCGUCUCAUCUUGCAGCAGAACAAGAACGGUUUUACCUGUCUCCACCUCGCGAUACAGAAGGGUCACAUCGAGGUCGUCAAGGCCCUUCUCAAUAACUCGGAUGCCCUCACCGUCGCUGCUCUCAUCCCACUUCAGACGAAGAAUGGUACAGGCUUUAGUAUAGUAAGUAGAAAUUUCUUGGAGAAGAAUGUCCAUGUCCUGUGACUGAAUGUCCUGUUUUAGUUGUGGUCGUGUCUACCAGUUGUAAAGUGUAAUCAUAAAAAGACUUGAGAAAUUUUUAUUUCACCGAUUUCCGACAGGUAACACCUGCUUCCACAUCACAUGCCAAGAGGGUUUUGUGCCAAUAAUGGAAUUUCUGUGGUUCCAUAGCGACGUGCCAAAAGAGGACAUGGUCGGUGCACAGGAUAAGGAUGGGUACUAUAAUAGAAUUAAUAGCCGCUGUUGAUCAAUGUUUUUCCUUCGUUACUGCAAUCUUCACGGAAUCAAGAUCGACAAGGAUACACAUUGACAAUCAUGAUACACAUUGACAAUCACUUCCAAACAGAAACUAGGCGUCAACUUUCAGAACGUGUGAUUUUUGAAUAAUCAUUUACAUAACGCCUUUCACGCACAAAGAAUAAUCAGUACUUCCGAGACCUAUGUGAGAGAAAUGCUAAACACCAACAUCCUUCCAGGUACAAUUGCCUGAACGACGCGUGUUACUAUGGGCAUUUGCAGCUCAUAGAAUUUUUCUUCAAUCACUGGCCGCAGGAAGAUGUAGCAGCGCGAUACCGAAGCACACACCAUAGACCACUAGGUAUUCACUAUGUUUUUUUUUUCAUUAGCCUCUGAUUUCACCUGUUAGAUAUCUUUUCUUUCAUGAGACCCUUUUAUCAGAUGUUGGCUCUGAAGAUUGGUUCCUGUGUUUCACCACUACGUUUGUUUCAUGGCCUACAGUUUCAACAUUCUGCAUAGCAGGGUACUUUUUGUCGCCAGAAUUUCCUACUUAAUAUUCUUGUUAGGGGAAACAUACAUUCCCUCUCCAUGUGACACCUUAAUCCCUGCUCACCCAGCAGCACCUCGCAUGAAGGCAGUCGCAACUGGAGGUGGUCAUCAUGACGCAUCAGCCAGAUCAAGCGGUGGUGACAAGGAAAAAGAUGCGAGUGAUUUGAAUAAUCAAUCUGCGGGAGGACCAGACUCGCCGUCCGUGGAUGCGACAAAUACAGACGACAAUCGAGAUUGGGAAGAUGAUAUAUCUUUAGUCAGCCAGGAUGAUAGGUACUUACAACAUUUUUGAAUUUGAGUCGUUUUUCUCUGGUUAUCUAUUCAUUAUCUCAUUAGCAGUUCGGUCCUCGAAGAUACUGUAAUUGAAAUCUCGAAAAAUAUGUCUCCAACACCAGCAUCACCUCGGUUUACAAAAAAGGUUUCCAUCGUUGACGGACUUGAUUUUCUCUGUGUCUGGGGGUAUAGGCAACUGCCUUCACGUAGCCUGCAGUCGUGGGCAUUUGAGUAUCGUGGAAUUUCUAUGUACUCGCAAGAACGGCGGCAGCGGAGGGCUUGGUGGUGUCGGAGACAUCACGGGUGGUGAACAUCUGCAGAGAGAAGGUUAUGGGCAGGUUAAAGGUGUUCUUGUUACUAGCGUUGGUUUUGCCCCUUUUGCAUAAGGGGGAAAGGCAUAACGAACGGGAUAAAGAACAACACCAAAUUUGUACCUCUAAGAAGGCGAUAGCCCGGCGUCAGCCGCUGCGGAGGUGUCCGCUAUGAACGGGGACCACUCAGGCGGCCAGAGCAGCAGCAGUCGGGAGCCAGCCGCUGCGUCCUCCAGUGCAUCGCCAAGUGGCCAGCAUCAGAGUGGGCUGCUGCCACUGGGCACGGGAGCGAGUCAGCACGGCCACUCGUCGUCGAGUAGCACUGUGCGCGGCGGCGCGCGAGGGGAAGCUGCAAGUCCACGAGCGGGUCCGCCGAAUAACACAAAUGUUGGUGGCAACGCUGGAGGAACGACGGGAGCAGCAGCGCCAGCUUCACCGGGAGCAGGAGCAGCAACGGACCGCUACCCGCCCAACGGGCCCGAGCGGGGAGGCCCGAGCCUCGGCACCGCAGAUCACGCGGAACAUCAGGGCAGUCCUAGCAGUUUCAACGAGAUGUCAGAUGAAGAGUCGAGCGAGGUCGGCCCAGAGCAGUUCUACUCCAUCGAGCAGUUAGUCUUGUCAAAAAACAAGCACAACGCCAGUGGACUGCAUCUAGCCAGUAUCAAGGGCCAUCUAGAGAUCGCCAAGUUCUUAGUGGACAACACAGGGCUCUCGCCCGAGAAGAAGCGCGAUUUCCUAGGCCUGCAGAACAAGAAGGGAGCGACGUGUCUCCACUUCGCGUGCUACCACGGCAACGUGGAAGUCGUGAAAUUCCUAGUGAACCAUCCGAACUGCCCAAAGGAGCUGAUUCAAGCGCGAAACCGCAACCACUACACGUGUCUGCACUCAGCCUGCGACGAGGGGCGCUUCGACGUCAUCGAGUUUCUAUGCUCGAACGCAAAUUUCCCCAUCGAGCUCCUCGCAGCGCAAGCACGGUCGAACACGAUCUUGCACAAGGUAAAUCAUUUUAUGAUCACUGCUUCCAAAAUUUGAAUUCGUGUUGUCAAGUAGGACCGACCACUGUGUGAAGAUUAUACGGAGAUUGAUAUUUAUUACUAAUUACACGUAGUUUUAUGGUUUUGUUCCCCACUUUGUGUGUACUGAAGAUGUUGAUUUCAUUAAAUCGUGAUCGUCUGAAAUUGAUUGGAAUUCCAAGGUCUGCGAAUACGGGUAUUUGAAUAUCGUGAAGCUGCUAGUGCAGCAAAGUAUCGCCGCAAGCGAACGUGGUGUGGUUUCAGAAAACGAUCCGAGUUUCAAGCCAGACACUCUCGUAACUUUUCGCAACAAUCUCGGAGACACGUGCCUCCACGUAGCAGCUGCAGAAGGGCACUUGCUCAUAGUGGAGUACCUAGUCAAGUUAUGGCAGGGGAGCUAUUACUUGCAUGAAUCCUGUAGUUUGGGAGAAAGAUAGAAAGAGAUGGUGGCCUCUUUGCAGGAAAUAUAGCUAGCAUUGCAUCAAAAAUAAAUGCUUAGCACAGAAGAUAGGGCGCUCCUCGAAUGGGAGUUGUAAAUUUAGGUGUAGAAUAAUCCAAGAGGGUCGACGUCAAACUACGGUGGAUUAAACACUUCUAAUCCCCUGCGCGGCCGCAGAAAAGUACAACCUGCUCUUCACGAAGAACAAGCAAGACAUGACCUGCCUCCAACUGGCGUGCAGCGAGGGGCACCUUUCAGUAGUGGAAUUCCUUCUCAACUUCUGCACGGUGAACGACCCAAGUCAAAAGAGAAAGGUACAAGCACGAUAUGAACAUAUUUUAGCUUUUUGAGCAAAAGAUAUCUGUACGUCCGGGAGUAUUAAUGGUUUUUAUCUCUAAGUCAAUAAUUAAUGGUUAGGUCACUGGAGAAAGUUCAUUAACUUGUCGACUUUCUAAAUCAGAUUGCUUUCUAACAAAUUUUAGAUCACAUCAAGACUCCACCUCCACCUCGCAGGAGAGAAAUGAAGAUCCCAUCCUAUCCCAUUAUUUCCAGGACUUGCUCACCCAGAGUUUGAAUGUUUACCACGCCACUUGUCUCUUUUCGGCCUGUGAAGCCGGCCACACGCAGAUUGUAGAGUGCUUGCUCGAGCACAAGCACUUCCCAGCACAGCUGAUACACGCGCAAACGAAGUAUGGCACCAGCUGUCUUCACGCAGCCUGCGAAAAGGGGUUCAUGGAUAUCGUCCAACUUCUCAUGAACCACAAACACUGCAACAAGCGGCUUAUCCAGUGCAAGGAUCGCGGAGGCCAGACGUGCCUCGAAUUGGCAAAGUAUUUCUUUUUUCUACUGGAUGGACAAAAAAUAAGUUCUACUUGUUGAUCGUGGUGUCAUGUUACAAAUCAAAAGAAUCCUAUAGCGACGUAGUACAAUCAAUAUGGAUAAAUACAGUAGAAUCAAUUAGUCGUGGAUGUACUUGAAAUAUUCACGGAGGUCUUCAUCCUACUUCGACAAUUAUCCUCAAUAAAGGUGCGAAGGGCAUGCUGAGAUAGUGGAGUACGUGCAGAACCACUCACUCUGGAGCAAAGAAGAGGAACUGCCAGUCGGACCCGAGCAAGGUCCUUCAGUCGUAAACGCCGUCGCGACAACGAUCAAGCGUUGGUUUGGGCGAGAGGAGCCGCGGUCGCCGCAAUAAGCAGAACUUCCACAGAGAGGAUCUUUGAUAUGCAUAGCUAGGCUUAUCGUGUAAAUAAUAGAGAUCUUGUUCAGGAGUAAAGAAUAUUAUGGCUCGAUGAGUAUUUGUAUCUGUGGAUGUUCUACGCAUAAAAAUGAGUACAUCGGUCUUCACAAUAACCUAAUGAAAAGAAAGAUAACUUAUUAUCAUUCACCACGGCCACGAUGCUCUUGAGCGGAAUUGGUCAACAUAGUUCGAAGUACUGAACCUAAUACGCUCUUGUGAUUAUUCACUAAAAUUUUCAUUUUGACUCAAAUUACUACUCCCUUGAAAUCUUGUUGCUUGAUGCUUCCAAAUCUUGUUCUAUAGCAUUUCAUUGUUUAUUCAAUUUAUAAGUCGUAUUCAGAACGUCGCCGGUUAGAGUGAAAGUGAUCGUGCAAAUUGCAAGCAUGUCGCAGUGCGAUGUUUCUUCAUAAAUGUAAAUGCACGUCGGCUGUUCUGUGUCAGCCACUCCUUGCCAUGAAUUAUAGCACCAUCCGUAACCACUGCUUCCUCUUCGCACAACUCAUAGUUGUAUCACAUGCUGCAGAGGAAGUAUCAACAUGGGCAAAAAUGACACGUCGUGUAAAUAGCAGUAUCAAGAAGAUGAUCACAAACAUUCAUAGCAGAUUGCAAGUCCUAGUAUCUUCAUGAGCAUGAAGAAAUCUAAAGCACAUCGCACACCUUGUAAAAACAUUUUUUGACAACUCGAUGUCAUGUGUGUAGAGAACUAUCGAUAUUCAAGGAGGUGAAAAAUUACAACCGAGAAACAAUGUUUAUAAGUUUUAAGCUUAACAAAUAUGCUUCAUUGACCACCCAAGUAACUGCAACAGGCAGUUCCACUUAGAAUUUAAGAUAUCCUGUUUCGAAUUUACAACAACUUAUGUCACUAGCACCAACGGUUAUGAAUUAUCAAGAGCUUUGUGUCGUAUCACAAAUGUAGCAAGUAUCCAAGAGCACGUAAUGUACUGCAUGGCAUGAUAGAACUCACUGUACAGAACUGCAUACUCAAUUCUUUGAGUAAUCGUUUAUUUGACUUGCAACGCGGAUCUAAAAGACGCUAGAAGAUACCGAACAAAGGUGCCUAUUCAGAAAAGAUCUUAUUAUGCCUAUUUCAUUCUCAUUUUCAUCAGUCCAAAAUUGAAUCUUGAUAUGCAUCUUGCAACUCUUAUGGAUUUUAAUCCUGGUUUCUUCAAAUAUGAAGCUUGUUAAUAUAGUUUGCAUCGAUUGACUAAUUGACAAGCAUUAUUCACAGUGUUAUCGAAGAUCAAAUAGAUAUAUAGAAGUAGUUACAUCAUUCAACAUUUUACGGUGGUGGAAGAAUUUUUCAGCGUGAAAUUGAGUGUCGCGGUCGCCCGCGGCGUUGUCGGAGCAUGAAUGGAACACCAUGCAUCGCAGGUUGUUUGCACUGUCAGCUCGCGAGGUCUGCGACAAAAAGAAUAGUACGGUGCAUGAAGAACAAGUAUUCGACUGUUCUUGCAUGUUAUGGCACCAGAACUAGGAAACACAUCUAGCUGUAGUCAUGUGGUACACGUUGAGGUUGUAUUUACAGGUACAAAUAAUUAGUGAUUCUAGUCGAGUAGCUGUACACCCUGUUGGACUUUCUCUUACGACCCUAGUUCUAAGGAGUCUGUAAAAUCCACCAAAGUUUGGAAUUUCUCAUAGGAACUCACGCGUUCCCCUCAUCACGGAAUGUAGUAUAGGAAGACAGAGCUGGAUCGCAUAGAACAUCACGAUAGGCAUUCGUAUUAUAGGAAAAAACCGAGCAACAGCGAACAAUCUACCACGUUCUUCGCGUGUAGUACGUGGGUGAAUAGGCUUUUCCAGGGGAGAUGAUCAUACUGAGCCUUGCAUUGGCAGCCACCAGUGAAUAUGAGCACAUGCCCACACAUAUUAGACCUCCCCUUGGCCCCAUCUUGUAUCGCGCAACCAGAUAUUUUUUGGCCUCCCAUGAAAAAUCCACAGCUCAGAAGUUUGUACGACAACAACGACGCAUACAUGCGUUACGCAUAGCCGCGUUGUGCCACAAU